Messenger RNA from Moneuplotes crassus, 294 nucleotides. The record is from the annotation of a GenBank genome assembly. NCBI's taxonomy places the organism in Eukaryota, Ciliophora, Spirotrichea, Euplotida, Euplotidae.
UUUAAACUUAUUAAUUCACUAAGAUGAUUGAACAGAGAAUAGGUGAGUUCAUGAAUAAUGAAGACCAGCUCGCUCAAUUCAUAUUCCUGUUUGUGAUGAUAUUUGUUACCGUUCCAGGAGGAAUAUUAUCACUAAGCUUGCUAUUGAUGAUUAACUCAAGCGAAGAGAAGCUCAAAUACACCUACCUGCUAAGCCAAGAUGAUAAAAUGUAUCAGACCUUCAUGGCUAUAUAAAGUUUAUACUCUUUGGAGAAAAUCUGACUGUGUGUCAACUUUGUUAGCAUUCUUAAAUUAC